UCCCACCACCAUGGCUACAGUAUCCCCCAAUCCGGUUCCAUUCUCGGAGCCCCCCUACCUGCGUGGACUUCCCUCGCCCUACUACUCCCAAGGUCACCGCCAAUUCCAAUCAAGAUGUCGCGCGUUCAUAUUCGAAAACCUCCUCUCGCGCGCCAUGGAAUUCGAGCAACAAGCCGAGGUUCCGGCAGAGAUCUUCCACAAAUUCAACGAGCAUAACAUGCUCCUCCCCAAUCUCCCCGCUCCCUUGCCCAUCGACUGGCUGAAGCGACUGGGAGUUCACGAUAUCCUGGGCGUCAAGGUCGAAGAAUGGGAUUAUCUUCACGCCGGGAUCUACGCGGACGAGCUCGCUCGUUCAGGUCUGAGCACCGGCAGCGGGAUCAACGCCGGCUUCGCUUUCGGGAUCCCUCCGAUCAUCAAAUUCGCCAGUCGAGAGCUCCAAGAGCGCGUUCUUCCGGACCUUCUGCUGGGCAAAAAGAGAGCCUGCAUCGCCAUCACUGAACCCGAUGCCGGCAGCGACGUCGCGAACAUCACAACGACGGCCGUGAAAACCGAGGAUGGAAAACACUACAUAAUCAACGGAUCAAAGAAAUGGAUUACAAACGGGAUCUGGUCGGAUGUGGCAACGAUGGCUGUUCGCACCGGUGGCCCCGGCCCCGGCGGCCUUUCCGUGGUCCUCGUCCCCUUGAAAGGCCACCCCGGCGUCACCAUGCGUCGCCUCACCGUCUCUGGCCAGAAAACCGGCGGAACCACCUACAUCGAGCUGGACGACGUCAAGGUUCCGGUGGACAAUCUCGUCGGUCGCGAGGGCGAAGGCAUGCGCAUCAUCAUGACCAAUUUCAAUCAUGAACGGCUUUUGAUCGCGGUGGGAGUCAACCGGCAAGCUCGCGUCGCACUCUCCGCCGCAUUUUCCUACGUUCUGAAAAGACAGGCCUUCGGCAAACCGCUUAUGGAUCAGCCCGUCGUGCGCCACCGACUCGCCAAGGCCGGCGCCGAGCUCGAGACCCUGUCGGCCUUUCUCGAACAGCUGCUCUACCAGCUCUGCCAUCUUAGCAAAGCCGAGGCGGAUCUCCAGCUGGGCGGAAUCACCGCCAUGGCCAAGGCCAAGGCAGGAAUGGUCCUGAAUGAGUGCGCCCAAUGUGCCGUCCUGCUCUUCGGCGGAUCCGGUCUGACGGCCUCUGGACAAGGAGAACUGGUCGAGGCUAUACUACGGGAAGUACCGGGUGCUAGAAUCCCCGGUGGCUCUGAGGAUGUCCUGCUGGACUUGGGCAUUCGGCAACUCGUGAAGAUAUACCGGGCACAGGAGAAGAAGCUGGGACAGUCAAAGAUCUAG
This is a messenger RNA of Aspergillus steynii IBT 23096, 1330 nucleotides long. Its product is annotated as acyl-CoA dehydrogenase family protein. Gene Ontology annotation, molecular function: flavin adenine dinucleotide binding; oxidoreductase activity, acting on the CH-CH group of donors. The record is from RefSeq and is a predicted model, not a curated record. The transcript has 4 exons. Bases 11 to 1330 code for a protein of 439 amino acids. NCBI's taxonomy places the organism in Eukaryota, Fungi, Ascomycota, Eurotiomycetes, Eurotiales, Aspergillaceae.